AUGACAUCUCGUUCGGAACGCUCGCCGUCCCCUACGCGCGAUCUGUCCGCAUCUGCCCUGACCAUACCUUCCGACUCUGAGCCAUAUUCUUCACUAUCACCGCCUUCAUCGAGUCCACCGCAGUCAUCGAACAACAAUGGAGAACAACCCGUGAUCAUAUAUCAGCCACCGACAGUCUGGUCAUUGCUGCGUGGGGCAGCCAUCAACUUGAUAUUACCGUUUGUCAAUGGCUUAAUGCUUGGGUUUGGAGAGCUUUUCGCACAUGAGUUUGCUUUUAGACUUGGAUGGAGUUCAACAAAUGUG
Cyphellophora europaea CBS 101466 is the source of this 303-nucleotide messenger RNA. RefSeq lists its product as uncharacterized. Gene Ontology annotation, biological process: mitochondrial outer membrane translocase complex assembly; protein insertion into mitochondrial outer membrane. The transcript has a single exon. NCBI's taxonomy places the organism in Eukaryota, Fungi, Ascomycota, Eurotiomycetes, Chaetothyriales, Cyphellophoraceae. The record is from RefSeq and is a predicted model, not a curated record. Gene Ontology annotation, cellular component: mitochondrial outer membrane. The annotation marks the transcript as partial.